Clupea harengus (Atlantic herring) is the source of this 828-nucleotide messenger RNA. RefSeq names its product CKLF like MARVEL transmembrane domain containing 8a (gene cmtm8a). The record is from RefSeq and is a predicted model, not a curated record. Gene Ontology annotation, biological process: myelination. Lineage: Eukaryota; Metazoa; Chordata; Actinopteri; Clupeiformes; Clupeidae. Gene Ontology annotation, molecular function: structural constituent of myelin sheath. Gene Ontology annotation, cellular component: membrane.
GCCGCCGACAACCAGUGGUCCGUUGGUGGGGGACUGGAGCGACGCUUCUUUGUAUUUCUUUUUCAUCAGAAUGUUCAAAUAGUUGCGAAGAACCGUUCUCCGUAAAACACCAUGUUGUUGUGUUGCGCUGUAAUUUCUCGCGUCUGUUUCAGAUGAACCGCACACGGUUUUACACCUGUUUGCAACAAGUGCCCUGCGUAGGCUGUUCCAGGAACCAAGGGCUAGUCUCGCUCCCUACCGUCUGAAAUGGAGGAAAGUGGGACCUCCCGAACCGUGAUCAACACGAGCAGCAACCCGUACCUGGAGUUCGACCAUCUCUCCACGUCAACCAUCUCCUGCAACAAACAAUUCAUCAGAAGCGCGUCGGGACUGCUGGUCUGUGCCGAGGUGGUCCUGGGUCUGCUGGUGUGUGGACUGAUCGCCGGUACCGACUACUUCCGCAUGUCCCCGUUCGGCUGGGUCAUGUUCGUGGCCGUCUUCUACUGGGUGCUCACACUCUUCCUCCUCCUCCUCUUCCUCACCCAAGCACACUCCAAAAUCCCCCAGGUCCCAUGGAACACAGUGGUGAUGGUCUUUAACUCCACUGCCACAGUGCUGUACCUCGUGGCAGCAGUUGUCGAGGCAACGCUUGUGAGUCACGGGGUCAAAGGGCAACACAACUACAACAGCUGGGCCGCGUCGACGUUCUUUGCCUUCCUGGUGUCGCUGUGCUACGCGGGGAGCUCCUUCCUCAGCCUCAGGGCCUGGAGAGACAGACAGGCUGAGGGGUAGACCAGGACACAGACGCGGAUACACACACGUGUGUGUGUGUGUGUGUGUGUGUGUGUG